AUGCCGCUGUCUCCUCAGAAACUGCUCGAGUAUCACCCCGAGUACCGAGUUCUUGUAUGCACACAGUGUCAAUACGCCAUCCAGCCCCAGGCCAUCAAUCGUCAUCUUAAGGAUAUACACAAGAUCUACAGAUCUGCACGACAUCCAUAUACGACUUAUACCGCCAAGUACAAACUAUGCGAGCCUGGGGAUGUCGUCAAGGCUCGAAUCAUCGACUUUCCAGUUCCUUACUUGCCAGUCUUUGAUGGCCUCAGAUGUCUCAAUGCCGACUGCGCGUACUUGUGCAUUUCUACCAAGCGUAUGCAGAAGCAUUGGCUCUCGGAACAUGGACGUCAUGGCUAUGCAGAUAUCGACUGGACUCCAGCACCGUUGCAGACAUUCUUCCGUGGAAACCUAUUGCACUACUUUACGAGGAUGGACAGAACUAAAAUAAUAGGAAAACAAGAAGGCUCGGAGAUAGCCAGACGUCCAACAGCAACAUUGGGAACUUCAGACCAAAACUUGCUUCACCACUUUCAGACAGUAACAUGCAAGACCCUACCAAGCCAACACGAACAGAUAUGGCGUCUCGCUGUCCCCAGUAUCGCCGAGUACAACCCAUUCCUCAUGCACGCGGUACUGGCUUGCUCAUCGCUCCACCUCGCAACAAAGUAUCCAUCGGAUCAAGUUUACCUCACCCUCGCACAUGAACAUCAGAACAAAGCCAUGACUUUAUUCCUAGAAGCUAUUGAGAAUGUGACUGAGACAAACUGCGAAGCCAUCGCUGCAUUCUCACAUCUUCUCGUUGUCUACACUUUCGGGACUGAGAGGCAGGAUAACACACUCCUCCUUACACGAUCUUGCAGCUCGGACCCGGAUGGCUUGUGUAGCUGGCUAUACUUCAUACGGAACGGGUGCAAUCUGGUGAAUGGCUACCGACACAUAAUCGCGUCUGGUCCACUUGGAAAGCUCGUUCAAAUCUGGGGAGAGCCCAACACAGAGAUCGGCCAACAGAAGGUGACUGAAAUCACGGAAAGGUUGACGUCCGUCAUCCAAAAUGGACAUGGAAUGUGGCCUCCUAUAAAAUACGAGAUUCUCCAAGACGCAGCACACAAGUUAGGACAUGCAUUCGCGUCUGCAGAAGCCUUGGGUGAUGGCUUCGACACUUGGACUGCCGUUCGCAACUGGUCGACGACAGUCUCGAUCGAGUAUACCCGACUCCUCGCAGAAGAGAAUCCAGCUGCCUUGAUCUUUCUCGGAUACUAUUGCCUUCUUCUGAAGAAAUUGCAGUCAGCUUGGUACAUUGCGACGUACCCGCUUCAACUACUGUAUAUCCUCAAGGGCAAACUGGAUCAUGGAUGGCAUCAGUACAUCGACCCUCUGAUCACGGAAUGGGAACAGUCAUGUACCGUCACUUGUUGA
Molecule: messenger RNA, 1401 nt
Organism: Fusarium keratoplasticum
Lineage: Eukaryota; Fungi; Ascomycota; Sordariomycetes; Hypocreales; Nectriaceae
Exons: 2
Coding region: 1-1401 (466 amino acids)
Biological process (GO): regulation of transcription by RNA polymerase II
Molecular function (GO): DNA-binding transcription activator activity, RNA polymerase II-specific
Source: RefSeq, a predicted model, not a curated record